Molecule: messenger RNA, 1317 nt
Organism: Amorphotheca resinae ATCC 22711
Lineage: Eukaryota; Fungi; Ascomycota; Leotiomycetes; Helotiales; Amorphothecaceae
Exons: 2
Coding region: 1-1317 (438 amino acids)
Biological process (GO): septin ring assembly; endoplasmic reticulum inheritance
Cellular component (GO): perinuclear endoplasmic reticulum; endoplasmic reticulum membrane; cortical endoplasmic reticulum
Source: RefSeq, a predicted model, not a curated record
AUGUGGUUCUUUCGCGUCCUGUCCUCGGCCAUCUUCCUCCUCUCGAUCAUCCUCUCCAUACCUAUAGCUUUCGAUGUCGGGGGGCGGGAGUGUGGGCUGGCCUUCUCGGUCAGCCUCUUCUGGAUGUACAUCUUCUACUCGGGGAUCAAGCUAGCUACGCCUGACGGCUCAAGAAUACGAUGGGCAGUGGUACAAUUGUUUGCGAUGGCACAAUGGGUGUUGUUACCGGGGCUGUUGAUCUGGAGCAUGAACCGGUUUGCGGUUGAUGCCAAUAACAGCGGGGACUGGGUUGCCAGAACUUUCGACGGGAAGAGAGCCCAGAACUUGGGUGUCAAGGAGUGGAUCUUUGGCUCGGGAGGUCUGCUCGAGAUGCUGACUGUGGGCUCUUGGGACAAGUUACUGCGAUACUCGACACCAUUCUUCCAGCUGGCUGAGGGGUUCUGUAGCUUGCUAGUUAUACAGGCUGCUGGGCAAAUCACCAGAUGGUUUGUGAACAGGGGACGUAGUGAUGCUUGGAUGAUCGGGCUACUCAUCCUGUCGGCCUCGAUCAUAUCCAGCUCCGUCUAUUUCCUCUGGCGGAUCACGACCUUCCCAGAGGUGGGCAAUGUGGAUGCCACUCUGAUAGGGGUCACUAUAACCUGUGCGGUCUUCCUGUGUGCGUGGGGAAUCGGGAGUGGAAGAGGAAACCCAGUAGAGAGCUCACUACUCUUUGCAUAUGUGGUUCUAUGCAUAUACCAGAUCUUCACCGAUUACCUACCGACGACAGCGACAGAAACCCCGCCACACCCCCAACAGCCCGAGUUUCCGCCUUUCCCUCCGAUCAUCAUGGCUUCAUAUUCAACCAUGAUGUAUGUACUGUCGACUCUGCCUUCAGCUGUACAUUCGGGGUUUACAUUUCUCUACGCCGCCUUCCAGACCAUAACCCCGUCUGUGAUUAUCUCGCUAGCGUACCGAAUCUUCGUCUUCUAUGCAGCUACGCGAAUCAUCCCUGCUGUCCGGGAGUCUGGGGCUCGAGCUCUCUCCCAGGAGCCUAGCCUUGAAGACAGUGAUGGGGCCGGCAAGAUCCUUGGCUUCCUCAGCUGGUUCAGUCCUUCGAUUCUGAUCGCAGUGUACACGAACCUAUUGAUGCAGCACUUCUCUACCACGUCGGCCGAAGGAAACGGAACUGAGUGGUGGACCACGCAAGGGGGAGAUACCGGAGGGAACAUCUGGCGGUGGAUAAAUGUCGCAGCCACGAUGGCACUAUAUGCAUUGGAGCUGUACCUGGGGAAAGAAGAUGUAGACGGCUCCCUCACCGGGCAUUGGAAGACCGAUUAA